AAAACAUUCCCCAAGAAGCAGAGACCAGCCAUGUCGUGGACUGCUCGAGUCCUCGUCACCGCCACCCUGCUCUCCGCGGCGGCAGCUGCUGCAUCGCCCAAUUCCACCUCGCCGCACCCCGGCCACCUCCUCGCGAAGCUCUCGCAAUGGCGGGAAGACUACCUCUCCGAGGCGGCCUCGCAGGCCGGCACCGGGAGCGUGCGCCGGAACACCGUCCUGGCGUGGAUCCUCUCAUUCCUGGCGGCGUCCGUGUCGAGCGCCGGCGGCGUGGGCGGCGGGUCGCUGUUCCUCCCCAUCCUCAACCUGGUGGCGGGUCUCAGCCUGAAGCGCGCCACCUCCUACUCCUCCUUCAUGGUCACUGGCGGCGCCGUCUCCAACGUGCUCUACAACCUCCUAUGCACGCGGGGGCUGAUCGACUACGACAUCGCGCUGCUCUUCCAGCCGUGCCUGCUCCUGGGCGUCAGCCUCGGGGUGGUCUGCAACGUCAUGUUCCCGGAGUGGCUUAUCACGGCGCUCUUCUCGCUCUUCCUCGCCUUCUGCACCGCCAAGACGUGGCGGGCCGGGGUCAAGAUCUGGAGGACCGAGACGGUGGCGGCGCGGCACGACCACAAGGUGCCGCUGCUCAUCGGCGGCGGCCUCCCGAUGCCUGGCCAGGUCGGCGGCGAAGGGUCGCUGGGUGGAGGGUCUGUCAAUGGAGGUUCCACGGCCGGUGACCGCCCGAGGUUCCCGCUGAAGGACAUAGCGGUGCUCCUCGUGGUCUGGCUCAGCUUCUUCUUGCUCCAUGUCUUCAUUGGAGAUAAGCACGGGAAGGGCGUGAUCAAGAUUAAGCCUUGUGGAAUAGCAUACUGGCUUGUCACUAUAUUCCAGGUACCUUUCGCCGUGGCCUUCACAGCCUAUAUCGUAUACGCAAAGAGAAAUAAGCAGGGUCGCCACGACGACGAAGAUGGCAAGGAACCAAAUUCUUUCGUUACUAAAACUGAAACAUUGCCGCCGCUCGCACUCCCUCUAGCCGCUUUCGUGACCGGGUCUUUGAGUGGCCUCUUCGGCAUCGGGGGAGGGCUACUUCUGAACCCUGUUCUCCUUCAGAUCGGAAUACCCCCGCAGACUGCAGCGGCGACGUCAUCGUUCAUGGUCCUGUUCUGCGCGUCCAUGUCGAUGGUUCAGUUCAUUCUCCUGGGCAUGGAGGGGAUCGGGGAGGCUGCGGUCUACGCAGGGAUAUGCUUCGUCGCUUCGCUCACCGGGGUAAUUCUGAUUGCACGGGCCGUCAAGAAGUCCGGCCGGGUCUCCAUGAUCGUCUUCUUGGUCACUGCCAUCAUGGCGCUCAGCACCGUGAUCGUCACUUGUUUUGGAGCCCUAGAUGUUUGGACGCAGUACAUCGGUGGAGCAUAUAUGGGAUUCAAGUUACCUUGCUGAGUGACAUGGCAUCCUAAGUGGUACAAUAUAUUGGGAGCAUGUCUGUGGAGAGGUGUUUGUUUUAUGGCUGCUUUUGGCUUGGCGUUGAUUUUUUUUUCUGAAGGAAGCUUUUUUGAUCUUUGAUGCUGUUAUGGCUUUAUCUGGGUUUUAGGCUUAACAUAUGUUUGUCUGAAAUAAGUCUGUACUACUUCUGAACAAAGAUGCUUGCAUGUCCGGUA
Molecule: messenger RNA, 1631 nt
Organism: Lolium rigidum
Lineage: Eukaryota; Viridiplantae; Streptophyta; Magnoliopsida; Poales; Poaceae
Product: sulfite exporter TauE/SafE family protein 5-like
Exons: 4
Coding region: 31-1413 (460 amino acids)
Biological process (GO): protein ubiquitination
Cellular component (GO): membrane; Cul4A-RING E3 ubiquitin ligase complex
Source: RefSeq, a predicted model, not a curated record